Pan troglodytes (chimpanzee) is the source of this 886-nucleotide messenger RNA. It is a transcript of the gene RPL7A, whose product is annotated as ribosomal protein L7a. Lineage: Eukaryota; Metazoa; Chordata; Mammalia; Primates; Hominidae. Gene Ontology annotation, biological process: ribosome biogenesis. The record is from RefSeq and is marked provisional. Gene Ontology annotation, molecular function: RNA binding. Bases 26 to 826 code for a protein of 266 amino acids. The transcript has 8 exons. Gene Ontology annotation, cellular component: ribonucleoprotein complex.
UUUCUCUCUCCUCCCGCCGCCCAAGAUGCCGAAAGGAAAGAAGGCCAAGGGAAAGAAGGUGGCUCCGGCCCCAGCUGUCGUGAAGAAGCAGGAGGCUAAGAAAGUGGUGAAUCCCCUGUUUGAGAAAAGGCCUAAGAAUUUUGGCAUUGGACAGGACAUCCAGCCCAAAAGAGACCUCACCCGCUUUGUGAAAUGGCCCCGCUAUAUCAGGUUGCAGCGGCAGAGAGCCAUCCUCUAUAAGCGGCUGAAAGUGCCUCCUGCGAUUAACCAGUUCACCCAGGCCCUGGACCGCCAAACAGCUACUCAGCUGCUUAAGCUGGCCCACAAGUACAGACCAGAGACAAAGCAAGAGAAGAAGCAGAGACUGUUGGCCCGGGCCGAGAAGAAAGCUGCUGGCAAAGGGGACGUCCCGACGAAGAGACCACCUGUCCUUCGAGCAGGAGUUAACACCGUCACCACCUUGGUGGAGAACAAGAAAGCUCAGCUGGUGGUGAUUGCACACGACGUGGAUCCCAUCGAGCUGGUUGUCUUCUUGCCUGCCCUGUGUCGUAAAAUGGGGGUCCCUUACUGCAUUAUCAAGGGGAAGGCAAGACUGGGACGUCUAGUCCACAGGAAGACCUGCACCACUGUCGCCUUCACACAGGUGAACUCGGAAGACAAAGGCGCUUUGGCUAAGCUGGUGGAAGCUAUCAGGACCAAUUACAAUGACAGAUACGAUGAGAUCCGCCGUCACUGGGGUGGCAAUGUCCUGGGUCCUAAGUCUGUGGCUCGUAUCGCCAAGCUCGAAAAGGCAAAGGCUAAAGAACUUGCCACUAAACUGGGUUAAAUGUACACUGUUGAGUUUUCUGUACAUAAAGAUAAUUAAAAUAAUACAAAUUUUCCUUCA